This is a messenger RNA of Schistocerca nitens (vagrant locust), 615 nucleotides long. RefSeq names its product zinc finger MYM-type protein 5-like. Lineage: Eukaryota; Metazoa; Arthropoda; Insecta; Orthoptera; Acrididae. The record is from RefSeq and is a predicted model, not a curated record. The transcript has a single exon. Bases 1 to 615 code for a protein of 204 amino acids.
AUGACCUUCUAUCCAUUGAUUACUGAUAGUAUUCGAACUGUGCUGCUUGAACGUGGCCCUCGAAUAGUUGACGUAUCAAACUUCAAGUUUCCCGUGUCGGAUGGAGAUAGACGUUUCGAUGGCAAGUGGUUUUACAAAAAGCUCACAAAUGGCGAAAAUGUGCGAAGAGAACGGCUACUUUAUAGCCAGUCGGAAGACUCUCUAUUUUGUUUUCCCUAUCUCCUCUUUGGGAAGGAUCAUCGUGGAAAGUCAUCUUCAUUUUCAGAUUUUAAUAAAGGCUUCAGUGACUGGAAACACUUAAACCCUCUCAUUUACAAUCACGAAAACUCGUCCAGCCACAGGUUGUGUUGCAUGCAGUGGAAAGAUUUGCAAAACCGACUAAAACAAAAGAAAACUGUAGAUGAUGAAAUUCAAGAAAGUAUUCAGAAGGAGGUAGAGAAGUGGAGGAACAUACUGAAGGUAGUCAUAGAUGUAAUUAUAUUUUGUGCUAAGAAUAAUGUACCACUUCGAGGAACAGCAAAGAAAGAAAUCAUUGGCGAAUCAAGUAGUGUUUUUUUAAGCACAUUAGAACUAAUAAGUCACUAUUAUCCUAAAGUAGCAGAACAUAUGGCAUAG